This is a messenger RNA of Hibiscus syriacus, 606 nucleotides long. RefSeq lists its product as uncharacterized. The transcript is spliced from 5 exons. Lineage: Eukaryota; Viridiplantae; Streptophyta; Magnoliopsida; Malvales; Malvaceae. Bases 1 to 606 code for a protein of 201 amino acids. The record is from RefSeq and is a predicted model, not a curated record.
AUGGCCUGCAAUAAUAUGAAACCAAAAUCCCAGAAAUAUUUGGUGAGGAAUAAGCUUGCAGCAAAGCCUGCUACUUAUUCAACCACAGUGUCCGCUGAUAUUCCCCUUUACGAGACUCCCCAGGAUGGGCCUAGAGCUUUCGUUGCCACCUUUCCAGGAAAUCAUGGUAUCCAACAGCAUACUCAGAAUAUAUGGCCAAUGAUUGACUUCAGGUUGGGAUGCAAAUCAAAAGGCAGAGAUUACCCGCCACAAGUUCCUCAAGAUGUCACAAAAGUUCUUGAAUUUCACACUACAAGAUGGCAACUCCAAGGGCUUGAUAAUUUUAUUGAUCCGUCGUAUUUCAAACUUGCUGUGAACGGAAGAUUGUACCCGGAUAGAAGAGGCAACAAAAGCCAGAUCAGGGGCGACUCCGAGCUGAACAUAAGCAUCAUGUAUCCUCCGGCGUUCACGCUGAUUCCGGACGGUAUUCGCGACAGUCUUGUGAAAGGGGUAAUGGAAGAGAUAGCUAAGAGGAUGACACAGAAUGUGGACGAUAGGCGGCUUGCAGAUUAUAGAAAAUUCAAGAAUGAGAGAUCCGAUAAGCGCCGGAACCUCACCAAACUUUAA